This is a messenger RNA of Euleptes europaea (tarantolino), 2595 nucleotides long. It is a transcript of the gene CNGB3, whose product is annotated as cyclic nucleotide gated channel subunit beta 3. NCBI's taxonomy places the organism in Eukaryota, Metazoa, Chordata, Lepidosauria, Squamata, Sphaerodactylidae. The record is from RefSeq and is a predicted model, not a curated record. Gene Ontology annotation, molecular function: protein-containing complex binding; intracellularly cAMP-activated cation channel activity; intracellularly cGMP-activated cation channel activity. The transcript has 18 exons. Gene Ontology annotation, biological process: monoatomic cation transmembrane transport. Gene Ontology annotation, cellular component: photoreceptor outer segment; plasma membrane; intracellular cyclic nucleotide activated cation channel complex.
AUGUUUAGUCCACUGAUAACGUUAUUCAACCAAAUGUUACCAUAUCCACCAGAGAGGUAUGCGCAAGGAGACCCAGCUACUCCAAGCUCAUCACCUGCACCUCAGGAAACUCCAGGCCAGACACCUUCUGCUAUUUCUUUAAAGGAAGAAGAUAACACAGAUGAUCCCCCCAAACAAGAGGGAGAAGAUGCUGGAGACCCUGAGCCUGAGGAGCAAGAUGCUGCGCAACCUUCUGAAGAUGAUCCUAAGCCCACUCAGGACGAAAAAUCUACGGAACCUAUUGAGUCAACACAUGAGGAAGAGCAGCAGCCUGCUGAUGGAAAAGAAGAGACAGAAGAAAUGCCACAAGGAACCCCCAUAAAUGCAUAUUCUCAAGCCCAGGUACAAGAAGUUCUCAAAAGAUUACGAGAAAGGGCAGCUACGUAUAAAGAAAGGCUUAAAGAUCCAGUCCUCUCCUCACCUGAAAUCAGUCCAACAGUUUCACCCAAAAAGGAAGCCCCACCUCCUCCCCCAAAAGAAGAAAAAAAAGAAGUGAAAAAGGAAGAAAUCGCCAUACCAGAGGAGGAGCACUAUUGUGACAUGCUAUGCUGCAAAUUCAAGAGACGCCCCUUCACAGAAUACCUGAAGAAAGCACAAAUACCACAAAAUAUGGAUCCAUGGACAGAUCGUUACUAUAUAACAUGGUUAUUCGUGGUUACUCUUGCGUAUAACUGGAACUGCUGGCUCAUCCCAAUGCGCUGCAUGUUUCCAGUUCAAACUGCUAGCAACCUAAUAUACUGGAUCAUUAUGGAUGUCCUCUGUGAUCUCUGCUACAUCUGUGAUCUGCUAAUAUUUCAGCCCCGAUUACACUUCAUAAGAGGCGGAGAUAUCAUAACAGACAGAAAAGAAAUGCAGAAAUACUACUGGAGCACAUUUAAAUUUCGGUUUGAUCUGUUCUCAGUAUUACCAUUCGACCUUUUAUACGUCAUGUUUGGAUUUAAGCCCAUAUUUAGAGCAAACCGGUUUAUGAAGUAUCUCACAUUCUUUGAAUUCAAUGAGCGGGUAGAGUCUAUCAUGGCAAAAGCAUACAUCUAUAGGGUCAUUAGAACAGCUGGAUACCUAAUGUUUCUCUUACACAUUAAUGCAUGUUUGUAUUACUGGGCCUCGGAAUAUGAAGGAAUCGGAAGCACUAAGUGGGUUUAUGGUGGCGAAGGAAACAUGUACCUGAGAUCUUACUAUUUUGCAGUUCGGACUUUAAUUACUAUUGGUGGACUUCCAGAACCAGUAACCUUGUUUGAGAUCGUCUUUCAACUUCUGAAUUAUUUCUCAGGGGUCUUUGUGUUCUCCAGCUUGAUUGGGCAGAUGCGAGAUGUUAUUGGAUCAGCAACAGCUGGACAGAACUACUACCGUAGCUAUAUGGAUAGCACAGUCUCCUACAUGAACAUUAAUUCAAUUCCAAGAGUGGUUCAGAAUCGUGUUAAAACUUGGUAUGACUAUACAUGGCAGUCUCAAGGAAUGCUGGAUGAAUCCGAGUUGAUGGAGAAGAUGCCUGAAAGAAUGCAGAUGGCUGUUGCGAUGGAUGUGAACUAUUCCAUUGUCAGUAAAGUUGACUUGUUUAAAGGAUGUGAUGCACAAAUGAUAUGCGACAUGUUGCUGAGACUAAAAUCCAUUGUGUAUUUACCUGGUGACUAUGUCUGCAAAAAGGGAGAAAUCGGCAGAGAAAUGUACAUUAUCAAGCAAGGUGAAGUUCAAGUUCUUGGAGGUCCUGAUGGAACCAAGGUUCUGGUCACCUUGAGAGCAGGAGCUGUAUUUGGAGAGAUCAGUCUGUUAGCAGCUGGUGGAGGAAAUCGACGAACGGCUAAUGUGGUGGCCCAUGGAUUUGCCAACCUUUUCAUUCUCGACAAGAAGGAUCUCAGUGAAAUACUGGUGCAUUAUCCUGACUCUGAAAGGAUCUUGAAAAAGAAGGGAAAAGUGCUCUUGAAGCAGAAGGGCAAGCCUACGGGACCACCUGAACCUGCAAAAGGUUUUGCCCUGCUCGUAAAGAAGGAAGAAACACCAAAGAUGUUCAAAGCAUUGUUUGGUGGUAAAGGACGACUUGGCCUUGCUGCGCUUAUCCAGCUGAAGAGAGAUCAGGUAUAAAAAGAAAGAGAAGAAAAAGAAAGAGAAGAAAAAGAAAGAGAAGAACGAGAAGAAAAAGAAAGAGAAGAAAAAGAAAGAGAAGAACGAGAAGAAAAAGAAAGAGAAGAAAAAGAAAGGGAAGAACGAGAAGAAAAAGAACGAGAAGAAAAAGUAAGAGAAGAAAAAGAAAGAGAAGAAAGAGAAGAAAAAGAAAGAGAAGAAAAAGAAAGAGAAGAACGAGAAGAAAGAGAAGAAAAAGAAAGAGAAGAAAAAGAAGAAAGAGAUUCCCUCCAAACCAAGGCUGAAGAACCAGACGAGCCACUUGAAUCUAAAGCAGAGCCAGAUUCAGAAGGCCAGCCCCCAUCUUCUCCAAAGCGACCUUUGGUGAGAGGAAUCACAGAUGAGUCCCUGAUCAUUACCAUGUCUCCUUCGACCACAAUUGGAGAAGGAGAGAUUCUUACUGUUGAAGUCAAAGAGAAGAAGGAAGAAUAAACAGCA